AUGUGUGCAAACGUGCAAAGUAAACAUCAAGGUGACCUUGAAUUUGUGAAAACAAAUAGCAACAAUGUUAUUGAUAACACUCGUGUUAAAACUAAUGCUAAAGCUGAGUACCUAAUAAAGAGACGCAGAGAACAAAGAGAAGGGCAAAUAGACUCAUAUCGAGAGAUUGAAGAUAUUGGUGACGAAGCUGUAAGCAAGCAAGCAUUGAUGGCGUUACUCCAAUCACUUACCGCACAAAUCAAUGAACUAAAGAGCAUAAUAUUACAACUUAACUCUGAAAAAGCAAUUCUCAAAGAGGAGAAUGAACAACUAAAGAAAAAUCCAAAUAAAAACAAUGAAGAUCACCAUACUUCUAUGUUAGAAGACGACACUACUGAAAUUGAAAUGGAAGAAAAUUUCUCCGCUCCUCAAAGAGAAGAGAGCAAUAAAACUUCGGAAAUUCCUCCAAAAACAAUGCCUAAACAGACAAAAUCAAUACCAAAACAUUUCGAAAAAUUAAAACCAAUGGUACCCUCGCAAUGUAAGAACUGCCAACGAUUUACACAUGUUGCAAGUAAUUGUUAUCUGCCAUACCGCUGUGUCAAAUGUAUUGAUACUCAUGGCCCUGGUGAAUGUAAAAUACCCCAAAAAGAAAAUAACAACAAAGAGCAUGUAUAUACCGAUAGUGAAACAGGCCAAUUAAUUAAAAAAAUAGGUAUCCCUGUAAGUGCUGGAAUAAGCUUUGACGAAGAAAAUGGAUACGUGAAUUGCUUGAAAACACAUGAAUUUGAAUCGGAUCAUAGUGCUGUCGAAUUGAUGCUAGAAUCGGAACAUAAUGUACUCGAUUGCCAGCCAACCGAAUAUUUCAAUUAUGAUAAAACUGAUUUUAAAAUGUUUAAUAACGUUCUUUUAGCCAAUAUUAGUACGAACUACCUACCAACUAACUGCAAUGUAUCGAGAAAAGAGAUUGACGAUUGUGUUGUUAAUCUCAGUAAAGCAGUUAACUCAGCUCUUAACUCAGGGGCGAUACCAAAAGUUAAGGUGCGCAACCGUGGUCUAAUAAGCCUUCCUACAGAAAUACUUGAUCUAAUAUCCGAAAAGAAACGUUUACGCCGCACCGUCUCAAGAUGUGUAGAUCCUCGGCGUAAAAACACUCUGACAGCUAUAAUUCGAAACCUUACUAAAAUAAUAGAAGAGCGUAUUCGUUUGCAUGAAGACAGAUAUUGGUCAAACUACUUUGCCAAAAUACGUAUGAACAACAAAACCUACAGCAAAAUUAAAGGACUGUGUGGAUUAAAAAAAACGUCGGAAAUCCCAGACUUGAUAAUUAAUCGGGAAAAUAUCGAUAUUGACCUUCCCUAUGUUGACCCAACAAGCAACAAUAAUAGUAGCGACAUUGUCUUAACCGAAAAUUUAUACAAAGUAAAUGCUCUAGCUUACGCGUUUGAGCAAGUACACCGUCAAAACCUACACCUCGGAGAGGAAAGCUUUUCAGACUUGAUUGAAAAUAAUGUGGCAGAAAUAACUCAGUCUAAUGAACCAAUAGUAUAUUUCUCAAACAAUGUAACAGCAGAUGGUGAGCUUAAUACGAACGAUUCUGAACAACAAUAUGAACUUGUAAGCGCUGAGAAAAUUGGUGCCGUCUUACGAUUAACGAAUAAUAAAAAGAGUUGUGGUGAUGACGGUAUCUCGAACUUCUUGCUUAAGAGAACAACUAACGAUUUCUGGAGAUUCUUAGCUAUUCUUUUCAACCACUCGCUAAAUAUAGGAUAUUUUUCCACCCAAUGGAAAACUGCAAAGAUAAUCUGUGUGCCAAAACCAAAUUCUAAUCCCAAUUCUGUUCUGGGUUACCGCCCAAUAUCCCUUCUUUCUAAUAUAAGUAAACUAUUAGAGCACUUUAUACUUGAAAAAGUUAAGCAACAUAUGGAGGAGCGAAAUAUUAUGAAAGAUUACCAAUUUGGCUUUCGCCCAUACCACUCUACGAAUCACGCAUUAACACUUCUAUCUGACUUUGUAUGCAGUAAUCUGAAUCGCCGACAAGCAACUAUACUAGUAAGUCUAGAUUUAGAAAAAGCAUUCGAUACUGCAUGGGUAGAAGGCAUUAUAUUUAAAAUGUAUAGAAUAUUUAACUUUGAUAAAAAUGUGUGCAAGAUGUUGCAUAGCUACUUAAAAGAUCGAACAUUUUAUGUAAGUGAAUCUCUACAUAAUUCUAGUAUAAGGGAUGUUGCCGCAGGCGUGCCCCAAGGUUCUUUACUGGGACCGAUAUUGUACAACAUAUUUCUAGCGGAUUUCCCUGACCCGCCAGUGGGUACUAUAAUCUGUAACUCUGAUAUAAAAGUUAUUAUAUACGCGGACGAUAUCCUUAUAUUGGGAUCUCACCCACGCAUAGCUAAAGCUAACGAAGCCAUCAACCUAUACCUGUAUGAACUUAAUAGACACUUUCAAAAAUGGAAAUUAAAAGUAAAUCUCGAUAAAAGCGAAACCGCCAUUAUCAAGGGAGUUAAAAAAAAUUUGCUUCCAAACGCUCGAAAGUAUGAGCCCCUAAUUAAAAUUAAUGGUAUAAAAAUAAGCAGCAAAGAACAAAUAAAAUAUUUAGGCAUAAUAUUGGACAGUAAAUUUACCUUUGUGAGACACAUAGAUUUUAUUUUGGGAAAAGCAAAAAAAAUGUUUUUCUGUUAUUCUAACUUAAUUAAAAGACAGAGUGGUCUCUCAAACUGCAUUAAAUUGAAUAUAUAUAAACAAAUAAUUAGGCCAAUAAUUUCUUAUGGUCAUCCUAUAUGGUUCAACAUUUCCUCAAGCCAAAUGGAACGACUCAGAAGAUUUGAGCGAUAUAUCUUACGACUUUGUAGCGGACUCAACCGCCAACCCUACAGAACAGGUACUUUUCGGAAGAGAGUAUCCAAUAAAGUUCUUUACAAAAAAUGCGGAAUAUCACGAAUAGAUUCCUUCCUAAUCAAAUCUUCAUAUCGAUUUGUUGAAAGAAUGGCAUACAUGCAAAAUGAAUUGAUUAAUAAAUACCUCUCAAAACAAACAGAAAUAUCUUUACCUAUAACAGAAAGAUACUUAUCUCCAAUAUAUUUAAAAAUAUUAAAAAAUAAUUUAAUGCUUCAUAAAAAUAAUAAAACAAUAUACUAUCAUAGGCGAUACAAAUCUUACAAUUUCAAUGAUGAUAAUCUAGUUUAUAAUACCGACCAAUUUAUAGUAGAGUAGCUUGUAGUUGCUUAACAUAGGUUUCUUAAACAUGUAUGUAUCAGUAUAUCUCCUUUUUAGCCCUUUUUGGGAGAAUAUUAAUAAGUUUUAAAAUAGAUCUUGCAAAACGCAAAUGUAA
Messenger RNA from Rhagoletis zephyria (snowberry fruit fly), 3307 nucleotides. Its product is annotated as RNA-directed DNA polymerase from mobile element jockey-like. Lineage: Eukaryota; Metazoa; Arthropoda; Insecta; Diptera; Tephritidae. The record is from RefSeq and is a predicted model, not a curated record.